AUGGAGGAGAGAAAGAAGGAAAAUCGCCAUGUAAUAGUGCUGCCAUAUCCAUCGCAAGGCCACCUUAACCCUCUUCUUCAAUUUGCCAAAUGCUUAGCCCAUAAGGGCUUGAAAGUCACCCUAGCCACCACCCAUUACACUGUCGACUCCAUUUGUGCAGCCAACGUCGGGGUCGAACCAAUCUCCGAUGGGUUCGACCAAGGCGGCUAUGCACAAUCCGGGAAUGUGGAGGCCUUCCUCAACUCAUUCAAGGCAAAUGGGUCCAGAACCCUGUCUGAGCUCGUCAAGAAAUUCCAAGACACAAACGAUCCAGUUUGCUGCAUCGUCUACGAUUCUUUUUUUCCUUGGGCACUUGACGUGGCCAAACAACAUGGCAUAUAUGGCGCCGCUUUCUUCACCAACUCUGUUACAGUUUGUUCUAUUUACUGUCAUAUACAUUACGGGCUGAUUAAACUGCCGGUAAAGCUUGAAGACACGCCAUUGUUGCUUCGUGGCCAACGUUCCUUAAAUUUGUGUGACUUGCCAACUUUUCUCACGAGUCCGGAAAGUGACACUGCGUACUUGGCCAUGAAAAGGAAUCAGUUUAGCAAUUUGACCGAGGCGGAUUGCAUAUUUGUAAACAGCUUUGAGGAAUUAGAACGCGAGGAGGCAAAGGGCAUAUCAGAUCUCUGGCCAGCGAAGUUGAUAGGUCCAAUGGUCCCAUCAGCUUACUUAGACGGCAGAAUCAUAGGAGACACCGUAUACGGGUCUAGUCUCUGGAAGCCGCUGAGUGAAGAAUGCAAAGAAUGGGUAGACAAGAAACAGCCUGGAUCUGUCGCGUAUGUCUCAUUCGGAAGCAUGGUGUCAUUGACACAAAAACAGAUGGAGGAGAUAGCAUGGGGCUUAAAAGCCAUUGGCUUUCGUUUCCUCUGGGUUGUCAGAGAAUCUGAACGAGCCAAGUUGCCAGAUGGGUUCAUGGAAUCGACAAAAGAACAGGGUCUAAUAGUGUCGUGGUGCAACCAGCUGGAGAUUCUAGCGCACCCAGCGAUCGGGUGUUUCGUGACGCAUUGUGGGUGGAACUCGACGCUGGAAGGGGUGUGCUUAGGUGUGCCAAUGGUGGGUAUGCCGCAGUGGAGUGACCAGAUAACUAAUGCUAAAUUUGUGGAGGAGAUAUGGGGAGUAGGGGUAUGGGGGAAGGAGGAUGAUGGAGUUGUGAAGAAAGAAGAAGUGAUGAGGUGCUUGAAGGAAGUGAUGGAAGGGGAGAGAAGCGAUGAAAUCAAGAAAAAUGCAGUUAAGUGGAGGGAGUUGGCCAUUAAAGCUGUGAGCCAAGGAGGGAGCUCUGAUAAGUUUAUUAAUGAGUUUCUGCAACUCCUAGAACAGUGA
Carica papaya (papaya) is the source of this 1362-nucleotide messenger RNA. Its product is annotated as UDP-glycosyltransferase 74B1-like. The record is from RefSeq and is a predicted model, not a curated record. NCBI's taxonomy places the organism in Eukaryota, Viridiplantae, Streptophyta, Magnoliopsida, Brassicales, Caricaceae. Gene Ontology annotation, molecular function: quercetin 3-O-glucosyltransferase activity; quercetin 7-O-glucosyltransferase activity.